AUGGGUUCUCAACAGAAGCCCUGCGCCAACAACUGCGGUUUCUUCGGCACUUCCGAGAAGCGAAACCUCUGCUCCAAAUGCUACAAGGACCUCUGUCUCGAAGAGGAGCUUGCGGCAAUGAAGUCCGUGCUCUGCUCCCCCGCGCCACCCUCGCCGGGCACCGCGGGUCAGUCGAAACCGGCGAACCGGUGUGGGACAUGCAACAAAAAAGUGGGUUUAACCGGUUUUGCGUGCAAGUGUGGGAGUACCUUCUGUGGGGUGCAUCGUUACCCCGAGAAACACGAGUGCACCUACGAUUUUAAGGGAGAGGCGCGCGAAGCGAUUUCGAAGGCGAACCCUGUUGUUAAGGGUGACAAGGUUGAUAGGUUUUAGGUAGUGGAUGAUUAUGGUCCAUGUAUUAUUUGCUUAAAACUGAUGAUUGUCUCUUUCUCUAUGUUUAGGGUUUCAACUUCAA
Molecule: messenger RNA, 454 nt
Organism: Glycine soja
Lineage: Eukaryota; Viridiplantae; Streptophyta; Magnoliopsida; Fabales; Fabaceae
Product: zinc finger A20 and AN1 domain-containing stress-associated protein 1-like
Exons: 1
Coding region: 1-372 (123 amino acids)
Biological process (GO): proteasome-mediated ubiquitin-dependent protein catabolic process
Molecular function (GO): DNA binding; zinc ion binding
Source: RefSeq, a predicted model, not a curated record